This is a messenger RNA of Abrus precatorius (Indian licorice), 1044 nucleotides long. RefSeq names its product bZIP transcription factor RISBZ4-like. NCBI's taxonomy places the organism in Eukaryota, Viridiplantae, Streptophyta, Magnoliopsida, Fabales, Fabaceae. The transcript is spliced from 6 exons. The coding region runs from base 35 to 967 and encodes 310 amino acids. The record is from RefSeq and is a predicted model, not a curated record. Gene Ontology annotation, molecular function: DNA-binding transcription factor activity. Gene Ontology annotation, biological process: regulation of DNA-templated transcription.
CUCUCUCCCUCUCAUAUUUUGUUCUUCCGGCGAAAUGGAAUCGGCCAAGUGGAGCCACGUUCAGGCGGCGCACUCCAUUUUCCCCGCCUUCGACGAUGACAAGUGGAUUGCAUCGGAGUUCGACGACGUGAAACCGUGCAAGAUUGAUCCAUUCACCGGCAGCUCCGGCGAUCACCUCGACGCUGCUUUCCAAAAUCUGGAUGCAGUUACUGCAUUUUCAACUUGUGGUGGAGUAAUCGAUGAUACCCUUUUCCACUCCCAAAACCUCACUCCCAUGCAAUCAGCCAUCUCUGCAACCAUUGAUUCUCAGUCCUCCAUUUGUGGUACUGUUGGGAGCCCCUUGUCUGCUAACAAACCAAACUUGGGAGAUAAUCAAGCGAAAGGAGCUACUACAAGUGGGUCCUCACGUGAGCCAUCUGAUGAGGAUGAUGAAGCUGGUCCUUGUGAACAAAGCACCAACCCUAUUGAAAUGAAGCGCCUUAGAAGGAAGGAUUCAAAUCGCCAGUCUGCUAGAAGGUCAAGAAGCAGAAAACAAGCACAUUUGGCUGGCCUAGAGUUGCAAGUUCAACAGCUGAGGCUCGUAAACGCAAACUUAUUUAAGCAGCUUACAGAUGCCAGCCAACAAUAUCGUGAUGCUGAUACGAAUAACCGAGUGCUGAAAUCGGACGUAGAAGCUUUGAGAGCUAAGGUGAAAUUAGCCCUGGAUAUGGUGACUCGUGCUUCAUUCCCCACAUUCAACAACCAGCUUCUUCAGAAUCAGAGUCAGAGUGAAUUAAGCAGCACACCACAACUCACCAGCAAUAGCCUUCGCCGCAUGGCACAUGUCUCACCAUCCAUCACUGUUCAUAAUGAUCCUUCAUAUUCAGCUCUUGGGCUCGGAAACAUUGAUAUAAGUUGCACCGAUUUCAAUGGUGGAGUCAAUAAUUACGAUAAUGCUGUGAGCUCUUUGACUAGCAUGUGGCCAUAAUGGGAAACUCCACCACUCUUUGUAACUAUAGCUAUCACUUAGUUAAUUAGAUCCAACUUUAUGUUUUAUUAGACUUU